AACAGGAAAACCAAAAACUUCCUGCCAACUCAGACACACACAGGCAAAUAAAGAAAAGAAAUCCGUGAGCAAAUUAUGAACCUUAGGACCUCUGCCAUACACAUGUAAAGAUCUUCAGUGAGUUGAUUUCAUCCUCAGAAGCAUUCAUGAAUCUUAGCGAGGAGGAAUGUACUCCUCUAAUGAUCAGAGACCGUGGAGGCAGCCAGAGGUCCAGUUCAAGCACUGGUGCUAGUCUGCAAGUACACUUGUACUUCUUCCCUCCAACUAAAAAUGCAAUGACAAUACAUAUAUCAUCUGGCCAAGUCUCUGCUGAAAAUGUUUGCAUCCAAGCUGCCAAAAGAUGCGGAAUCUUACCAGUUUAUCAAAGUUUAUUUGGUUUGGCAUCUGGUGGUCUCUCUUUCUGGUAUCCUCCAUCACAUAUGUUCAACACAGAAGAAAACAUACAGGUCCACUUCAGAGUGAGGUUUUUCUUUGGAAACUGGUAUGGACAGGGAUCAAGAAUGUCAUACCGCUACAGUCUAACCAGAGACAGAAUUAGUCCUGUGCUUGACUACUCUGUCAUUGACUAUCUCUUUGCCCAGGUACGAAAUGAUUUCAUCACAAGUGAAGCUGGAGUGGCUCCACCUUUGAGUGUUCAAGAUGAAUGCCUUGGCUUGGCUGUGCUGGACUUGUGGAGGAUAGCAAAGGAGGAACAUCUGAGUGUUAGAGAGCUCUGCAAGAUCAUUAGCUACAAAUCUUGCCUUCCUGAGUCACACCGCCAUGACAUUCAGAAACGCAAUCGCCUGGAUCGCUAUCGAAUCAGAAAUGCUCUCCAAAGUUUCCUGAAAAAGCUUGGAAAUAGCUUUGUGGACGAGUACAGCCUGAAACUGAAGUACUUGGUUCAAAUGGCUGGCAUCGUUCCCACUUUAGGAAGUGAAGUAUACCACGUCAGCGCUGGGUCUUCUCACGCCGCUGGAAUGUUCACCCAUGUGAAAGUCUCUGGGGAAAUUGGAAUUCAAACCAGCGGAAGUUGCUAUCCUGAUGGUUCUUUGGAGUGGCAGAGUUUCUGUGAUUUCCAGGACAUCAUUGCCAUCAGUAUGAAGCGGGUAGCUCAUGAGCAGGGAAACAGCAGGAUGGUGACUGUAUUUCGUCAUGAUGACAGAUACAUGGAAGCCAAUUUCCAGAGUCGCAGAGAAGCGCUCUCAUUUGUGUCGCUGGUUGAUGGCUACUUCAGACUGACCACAGACUCCAUCCACUACUUCUGUCAUGACACUGUGCCUGAAAGUAUUCUGGAGGGUAUCAAAAACCAUUACCACGGCCCAAUCACAUCGGAAUUUGCAGUUGACAAGUUGAAAAAGUUCGGUGCUAAAGGUGGAACAUUCCUACUCCGGCAAAGUCCCAGAGAUUUUGAUAACUUCUUCCUCACUGUUUGUAUUCAGACUCCGCUUGGACUUGAUUACAAAGAUUGUCUCAUCGUUAAGAAUGAGCACUAUCGUCUUCCUGGUGUCCAGAAGUCCUUUUCCAGUUUGAGAGAGCUCACCAGCUUUUACCAGCAAAAAAAACUUGUGCUGGAUAAUGUGCCUACCAAGCUCGGCCAUUGCUGUCCUCCCAAGCCCAAAGAGCUUACAAAUCUCGUCAUCAUACGCAACGGAAUCUCUGUUGAGGUCCGAGGGUCCCCAACACCUGAGAGGAAAAUGUUCAGUCAUAUCCAGUUCCACAUGAUCAAAUAUGAAGACCUAAAAUGGGGGGAAAGCCUUGGACAAGGAUCCUUUACACGAGUUUUCAAAGGCUCGAAAACAGACAUUCAUGAUGGGGAGAAACAUGUGACUGAUGUUCUACUUAAAGAACUUGAUGGGGGUCACAAGAACUGCUGGGAAUCCUUCUUUGAAGCUGCCAGCAUAAUGAGUCAAAUCUCACACAAACACCUCCUCUUGGUUUAUGGCAUCAGUAUCCAUGGAACAAAAAAUAUAAUGGUCCAAGAGUUUGUAAAGUACGGGGCCCUCGAUCUUUACCUGAAGAGGGGGCGAUCUGUGUCAGUGAGCUGGAAACUUGACGUAGUCAAACAGCUCGCAUGUGCUCUCAACUUUCUGGAGGAAAAUAACAUUGUCCAUGGAAAUAUCUGUGCAAAAAAUCUUCUACUGGCCAGAGAAGGUGACACAUCUCAGGGCAUCUCUCCUUUUAUCAAGCUAAGCGACCCUGGCAUCAGCGUUGCAAUGAUGGGCAGGGAUGUUAUCCUGGACAGAAUUCCUUGGGUUGCCCCUGAGGUGCUGGAGGCUCCAGACAAACUGACCUUGGAGUGUGAUAAGUGGAGCUUUGGUGCCACGGUGUGGGAGAUUUUUAAUAAUGGCAAUGCUCCACUGCAAGACUGGGACCUUGAACAGAAGCAGCAAUUUUAUGAGAGUUUCCAGCAGCUGGCGCCCUCUCAGUGGACAGAGUUGGCCGAGCUGAUCAGUCAGUGCAUGAACCACAAGGCCGUCUUCAGACCAUCAUGUCGUAGCCUCAUCCGUGAGCUCAACAGUCUCAUCACAUCAGAUUAUGAGAUACUUCAUGCCACUGAGCCUGUCACCCUCAACCCUGUGUGUCAAGCAUCUAGUCAUACACUGCAGGACCAGACUUUGUUUGAGGAGCGACACCUACGGUACAUCUCCCUACUCGGAAAGGGAAAUUUUGGAAGCGUCGAACUGUGUCGUUACGACCCACUGGGAGAUAACACAGGCGAGAUGAUUGCUGUGAAGAAGCUCCAGCCUAAUAAGGAAUCAACCCUGGAGGAUUUUCGUAAAGAGAUCAAAACCCUCAGCAUGAUGUGCUGCGACUACAUCGUCAAGUAUAGAGGGGUCUGCUACAGCAUGGGGCGGCUCACGAUGAGUUUGGUGAUGGAAUAUUUACCACAUGGAAGUCUUAUUGUGUAUACAGAAAUCAACCGACACAACAUUAAUACCAGGCGCAUGCUACUCUUUGCUUCACAGAUCUGUAAAGGCAUGACAUACCUGCAGACUCUACGCUAUGUGCACCGAGACCUUGCUGCCAGAAAUAUCCUUGUGGCUAGUGAAUCGCUGGUUAAAAUUGCUGAUUUUGGACUGACCAAGAUUGUUCCUUUGGACAAAGAGUACUACAGAGUCAAACAGCCUGGAGAAAGUCCCAUCUUCUGGUAUGCCCCAGAAUCCAUCAAUGAAUUUAGGUUCUCCCAAAAGUCAGAUGUGUGGAGUUUUGGAGUUGUUCUUCAUGAGCUCUUUUCCUACUGCGAUGUAAACUCCAGCCCCAAAAAGCUAUGUAUGCAGGAGAUUGGAACUAAUGUGCAUGGAUUAUCCGUUUCAAUGCAUCUGCUAAAUAUCCUCAAGGACAACUGGAGGUUGCCUACCCCUCCAAACUGCCCACCCAAGGUCUACGGUUUGAUGAGGCAGUGCUGGGUUUACAACUUUGAGGAGAGACCGUGUUUCUCCAGCCUGGAGGAUCAAAUAGAAAUCAUCAUGCAAGAAGAGGCUCAGAAGGAGAUCCCGACAGGGAGAUCCUCUCACACUGCUUCAAAAAAUGUCACCACAUCAUGUUUACAGCGACUGAGUGAACAUUAAGGUCAUCUGUACAAGCGCUUUCCAGCAGGAUCUCAAUGGUUAAAACACACACAGGAAGGGAAAGUGUGGCAAUAAUCUUACAUUUGACUCCAUUUGUUAAAAAGUUUGAGUCCUGUUACAUUGUCACAUUAAAGUCAUUUUAAGAAGACAA
Molecule: messenger RNA, 3699 nt
Organism: Syngnathus acus (greater pipefish)
Lineage: Eukaryota; Metazoa; Chordata; Actinopteri; Syngnathiformes; Syngnathidae
Gene: jak3
Product: Janus kinase 3 (a protein tyrosine kinase, leukocyte)
Exons: 24
Coding region: 147-3548 (1133 amino acids)
Biological process (GO): intracellular signal transduction; peptidyl-tyrosine phosphorylation; cell surface receptor signaling pathway via JAK-STAT
Cellular component (GO): cytosol; cytoskeleton; membrane
Molecular function (GO): cytokine receptor binding; non-membrane spanning protein tyrosine kinase activity; ATP binding
Source: RefSeq, a predicted model, not a curated record